AUGGCCGUUGCGCCUCCGCCGGCAGUACCAGCAGAGACCAUCAGCAGGGUGCAGGAGAUGGACAUCCGCCUUCGCACACAGUGGCCUCUCGAACCAUGCGUGCGGGAGGUCAUCCAGAACAUUCGCAUGGACAAUGCAGGUCGCGAUGAGACAACUACCAAAGUCGCGAGACAUUACUUGGCGCAGAGCGGCUCCCGAGCCAACGUCGAUUUCAGGGUAUCUUCCAAGGUUUCUUUGGCUGCGAACCUCGGGGUAGACCGUAAGAAUAUCUUGUCCACGUUGUACCGCACUGCGAGCAUGGUCGUGCACGUCGACAGGGGUGUUCGAUUCGCCGUGGAGUCGACGUUGGCUACAACUUUGCACGAUUGCGACCUACUGGUGUACAUCGACGCCAGCAUGAACGACGAGACGCCGCUCAAGCUUGGCCUCCAGCGGCAGAAUGAUCACAACAUCCAGCACACCCACAACCCUGCGGAGGCAUCGACUUCCCUGGCCCUGACCAUGCCAGGGAUGCCAGUGAUGUCUGGAAGAGAGAAGACGGCGGCCAAAAUAUUGCAAUCAAGAGAUUCGUGGGGAGUACUUUUCCGCAGACGAGAUGGUCAGCUCGCUGCUUGCUGGGGUCGUUCUAGCACUUGGCUUCAACUUCUUGACAGGACCACUGGGGAAGUCCUGCGCGAGGCCACGUGCCAACGGAGCAGCAUCACACAAUUCUGCGAAAAGUUCAAGAGCAAGACGAGGUUGACAUGCCUUGACAAGGCCGCUUCCAACGAGAAGGCAGAGAGGGCGUACCUCAAGGACCUGAACGAGGUUGCUGGUGGCUGGCAGCGUUUGCACAUCUUCUGCGAGGUGCACUUGGUUGCCUUGGCCCACAAAAAAACUUUCAAGCUGUGCGAUGCCCUCAUCUCGGGGCAAAUACAUUUGGCUCUUUCCAUCAACGAGGGCACGGGGUUCACGAGGUUCGCCAUGUGCGUCAAGAAGGCCGUGAAGGCUCGCAUGCAGCUUUCGCUUGCGUACCUCCCCAACGGUGACUGGCGCAAGAGGGACUGCGUGGAGGUGUACUUACCAGAGAACGCCACGCACGACGAGGACUACGUGAAGGAGGUCAUCUCGGAGUCGUUGACGAGAUGCCUCGUGGGGGCACGCUUCACAGUAUACAAUCGAAGCAAGUGGACCAGGAGCGACUCAGCGUGGGACGAGUUCUGCUUGCUGGAGGGGUGCCACGGCUUGGCAUCGGCCGCGUGGGAACGCUGGUGCCGAGAGGCGCGCGACCUUGCUGCCUCGCAGUUUGAUGGCGCAAACGCGCCGACGGUGCCGCAUGACACAGCUGCUUCUCUCCUCCACCUGGCCGCGGUGAUGGACGCCCCCAUGUAUGACAGCUCGGGCGACGCCAAUGUGCCCAAGCCCGACGCCGACAAGCACGAUAGUUCCAAACAAGCUCGGGCAAAUGCGCAUCGAGAAGAGCACGCGCUGCAUCGCCGCUUGGCUACGACAUUCUUGCAAAGCGACCCUUUGGGAUGUGCCCUGGUGAUCCGUCAGACUAUGGAGCCGCUCCGAAACCUCUUGAAGCAACACCUCGAACAUUGCGGAGUUCCGUACGCAGAUCGCCAGGAAGCUGCAGCUGCCCAGAGUUGUACCAAUGAGGGUGUACCUGGAGAGGGGCGCGCGUAUCCAAUCGUCGAGAGCGCCAUGGGACAGUUCGAGGCGUCCUUCCACCUUCGGGUCAAGCUUCUCAUGGACCACCCUGCUCUUUGGGUCGACUUGAUCGCGCCCGAGAGACAGACGCUCAGUCUCCGAGGCUUUGCGUUCAGGCUCCUUUCAGCAGCAGACUGCCUCAUCCAGGAGACCCUUGACUUGCACCACAGCACGUUCCCGAUGAAGAUGUUUCGUCUCUUAGGCGGCGCCCAAUCCUCAGACAUCACUUGUUUCCCCCCCUGCAUGUACGACGAUUGGUCCUGGGCAUUCCUGGAGAGAUACCGCGAGGACCCCGAUUUCGUUGACGGCGAUGUGGCUCGGGCAGAGUUGCGUCUCCAUGCGUACUUAGCAGGGGUGAACAUCGCACCUGUGGAGGCAACCCACUCUGCAGUGCGACGGCGGCUCUUCGCCAAGGGCAACCAGACGCACGCUGAGGGCCACGCGGAGCUCAGUGCAGAACACAUGCUGGACAGGGCAAGGCGUUUCGGGAAGGAGUGGGAGUCGACCUGCGAGCCGCAUCACAUCAACCUUGGCGGCCCUUGCGACCCAGAUGAUGACGGCAGUGGCCAGUCGAGCAAGCGCGGUGGCGGCGGAGCCUGGAGGGCUUUCGUUCGGCGCGAGAGCGCCAACUCGACUGGGCGUCCAGACCUGCGAGAAUUGGGGAGGAGGUACCGUGAACUACCAGAAGCCGAACUGGCCGACCUUCGAGUGGUAGGCAAACAUGCUACUGAGCAGUGGCGGGAUGGCGCUAAUGGUACAGCAGUUGGCAGCUCGUUUGGUCUCAGGGCCAAGGACGUCCAACGCGCGCUGCACAGGCAACGUCUGGAAGGCCUUGCGUCGAGGGCCGUCGCCAUUCAGUCCGAGGCCCCCGUGGUUGACACCGCAGUCUUGUGUGACAGCGCCAUCGCCAGCGCUGUGGUUGGACGGUCAUACGCCGAGGAGUUCGACCUCAAAGAGAUUUCCAAGUCUGCUCGUGCAACUUUGCGGUCUGAAUUGAGGGCACUGAAGAAGUGCGAUGAGGACUCGUUCAAGUGCCUGACCGAAUGGCAACGCAUUCAGAAAAUCGACGCCGAGAAGACGCUCUACGAGACCGUGCCUGGCCUUGAGAUCUGCAAGGAGUCCAUCGAUGCGGUUCCGAACUGCCGUCAACACGUCUACACCGUCAAGCACCCGUGCGAGCUCUCCGCCGCGAGCGCGGCAGUGGUGUCGAACUCUACCAGCACCUCGAACCUGAACAAGUAUUUGGAAGAGUUUUGGACAUCGCUGCACAAGCCGAUCAUGCAUCAGGAGUGCCGCCCCAUCGGCAAGGCCCCGAAGGCGCCCAUCAAGCCCCCGUGCUAUACCGUUGGCAGGUGCUUGUGUGGCCCAGCAGGCACGCGAUUGCUCAAGUUACGUGCUCGCUUCCACGCCUUACUUAAAUUACCAACGAGGAAGAACACUGAGGGAGCAGACCUUCUUGCCAGCCGAAAGCUGUUCUUGCACUUGGUCGGCGAGUCGCCGCUCGAGGAGUCGCCUUGGCGCGCUGCGUGCGGCGAGCAAUCGCAGCCUGUCCUGGACGUGUGGUGGCACAUCAGCGCCCACAGCCUGAACCCCUUCAGGGGCACCUACCGCGUCCUCGACUUCUGCUCUGCGGAGGAGCGCUCUGGCGUAGAGGAGGUGUUGCUCAAGGCUACCGACUCCAAGCUGGUUGACUGGGACGCGUUCGCCACGUUAUCACGGGAUGUUUCGUGGGCGCGUGAGUUCUACGUCCUUUGCGAGGGCGGGCGCAUCGUUGACAACUUUCGCCCAGGAGACGUACUGGUUAAGAGGUUAGUUACCGAGCCUGUCCCGUUACCGUUCUGGGACCCAACGAAGCCCAUUAGUGGGAUGCAUGGCGACACGGACGGGCUUGGCGAUGGAGAUGCAGAUGAUGCAGGGCACCUGGACGACAAGGGCGACGACCACGAGUUCGGGGACGGCGCGAGCGACGAGGAGGGCGACCAUUUCGAGCACGACGUGGGCAGCGACGAGGCGUCCGCUGAAGCGGACAGCGAGGACAUCCGAGGCGCCGAAUGCGUCGACCAACGUGUUCUGGCAUAUGCCCGCUGUCUGCGCGCAAGCUCGAAGUGGCCCCGCAUCCCCGAGGCAUUCGAACUUGCCGCCGCAGCCGAGGGGGGCAAUGCCAGCAUCGCGCGUUGGUCGACGCGUUUGUUCACGAGGAUGGACCAGCAUCUCUCGAUGAUGAUUUCUGGUGGGAUUUUCUUUCUCUAUCGGAUGGCGGUGAUUCUGAGCCCCUGGCUGGCGACGAGGGCGACGUGCACGUGGUCAGCGACGACGGCGGAGACGGUGUUGGCCCUCACGAACCUCAUGGGGGUGAUGGCGGUGGCGGUGCUGGGGGAAGCCAGGGGGCCCGCAGUUGGCCUUGCAGAUCGCGGGCACGCAGAUGCGUUUUUCAUUCACCCGCACGGCACAGUGAAGUACUAUGCACGGUACGAACGUUUCGAGGCAUCGUGCAACGUGUGCCCUAGGAUCGGAGGGAAGCCGUGCAGGCUCACCCGCACCAGCAGGGCUCGGGAUGGGAAUGCCGCGCAGGGCCGCCCCAUGGGCGCGAUCUGGGCGUGGUUGGAUUGGGGCCCAGAAGCGCUGGCCCGCAACAUUCCCCACAAAGCCCCGCUUCACAUGCUUGUAGCCCUCCCACAUGCAGCCCGCCGCGCAGCGAGGCAUGCGUACAGAGUCAUGCCAGGCGGCGCCGAUAUCACAGCAUACGAGCGCCCCCAGAGGGAUGGCGAGGACUCCGAGCCAGACGGAUUGGCUUGA
Prorocentrum cordatum is the source of this 4488-nucleotide messenger RNA. NCBI's taxonomy places the organism in Eukaryota, Dinophyceae, Prorocentrales, Prorocentraceae. The record is from the annotation of a GenBank genome assembly.